AUGCAGCUCUCCACCAUCGCUUGGAUCUUCGCGGCCCUCAUGGCGGGGCAAACACUCGCCACGCCAGCCAAGAAAGCCGCCACCGACGGACAAGCAUGCACCGGCUCUGUGUCCAACCUGCAGCAUGACGGUGUCUGCAAAGCCGGGAAGUGCAACAUUGAAAUCACUGGGAAUGAGCUGGACAUUGUGGCCAGUGACGACUGCGCAUAG
Messenger RNA from Diaporthe citri, 210 nucleotides. RefSeq lists its product as uncharacterized. Lineage: Eukaryota; Fungi; Ascomycota; Sordariomycetes; Diaporthales; Diaporthaceae. The coding region runs from base 1 to 210 and encodes 69 amino acids. The record is from RefSeq and is a predicted model, not a curated record. The transcript has 2 exons.